UUUCAGACCAGACCCCCCCUGCCGAAAAGACGGAUCCUUUUCCUACUUCCUGGCGGCGUUCCGGGUUUGCGUCCUGCCCUCCUCCUCGCUUCACCUCCGGCUUCCUCCUCUCCACGUCUUUUCCGAUUCCUCGCAGCCUGUUCGUCGUUCCGUCAAUUCCGUUUCUCUCGGUGCUGGGUCGGGCUUACGAACCCCGUUACUUAGUGUAUGCUUUAUUCAUUCUUCCGCUCGCGCUUCCUUCUGCUUCGGUGCCGGGGCUCGUGGUAACCCGUCGGAUCGACGCCACGCCUAGGACCCGUGCCGUAAAGAGAGACUCCCUCCCCCUUCCCAACGGCCCCCUUUCCCCCCGUCGAGUCCUUUCGUGGUUCCGGCAGUGUAGUGCGGACGUACCGUGGAUGUGGGCACGACUAGGCGCGUCGCUCAAGGUGUGCGCGAGGAAAAAAGACGAAAGUGCCCGAAGAAGGACGGUUCCUGGCAUCUGAGUGUGCAGCCAGGUAACCGACUGAACGUUCGACGGGAAGGAGCGGCGCAUCGACGGCUUCAUUGGGUGUCUUCGCCAUACAUCUGGCUGAAGUCAGCAACGGAGCCAGCACCGGAACCAACACCGGAGUCAGCACCGGAGUCAGCACCGGAGUCAGCGCCGGAGUCAGCGCCGGAGUCAGCGCCGGAAUCCACAUCGGAGUCAGCACCGGAGUUCACGGCGGAGUUCACGGCGGAGUUCAUGGCUGAGUCGAUACCAUAGUCCACAUCGAGGUUCACCCCGAAGUCCACAUCGAAGUCGGCGCUGAAGCCACAUCUUAACCUAACGUCGUUGCAAAUUCAGCGCGGGAGCCAGCAGUGAAAUCUACACAAAGCCCACAGCCCUGUCAGCGACCAUACUCUCGAGUAAUCGGUUGAACUGGGAUUCGGCUCCUGCACAACUUGUCUUCCACCGAGCACAUAGAUUCUACAGCGGCCUGAAGUGUCUUCUUAAGCCAACUUGAAGCGAAGGCAGUGACGGGCGUUCAAUAGGAAGUUAAAAAAUUCCAAAUCGAAACUUCCAGAAGCUCACGACGUGAAUGAUCAUUGCUGAGAGUUCCUUCUUGCCUGUUUCCAAACUCGUCGCUGGAAGCGAAAAGCGCUAACGGAUCGCGGAACUUCGAACUGUCUUCGCGUCGUUUCCGAAGGCCGUGACCCACGAGACGCCUGAAGUAACGUUAACGUGGUGGGAAAAGGAAGUUUUCAGCGCGAAACUCUCCUGCUCAUUGGUUUUCGUUUCGAACAUCGCCACCCGAACGCUCGAUAUUUCCGACUCUUCGCUGCGCUGGACUCGCCGUGAAGGUGGGACAAGUUGACGCAUCGCCGGCAAAGUCCAAGUGGGAUAUGAGACCGUGUAGUACAAGAGGUCAUUUCCUUCCUCUACGGUUAACUUUACUGUCUCUAUUCAUUCACUCCACUAGCGAUCGUCGUUGUAUUAUUACAGGCAGCUCUUACGCAUAGGUAAUUGUCGUCUUUUGCGUUCCGCUCCUGUUUGUAGAACGCCGACUUCGAAGCGCCGAAUCCUUCUGACCCCGCCAAGACAGCCACCUGUCCGCAACAAGCGUCUAUCUUGCUCGAACACCCCAUCCCGUCUUCGUAACACUAAUACACAGUCAUGGAUCUCUUCGCCCAAAGGAUCAGCGAUCCGUCGCAGUUGGAUUACUGCCCUGCUGAAGACUUCGUCCGUGAGGUUGCGGAGCCACGACUGGUGGACGUGGUGGCCGGCCGGCUCCACGACGUCUCCCUAUACCAGCUGCUCGGCUGGGCCACCUCGUUCGUGGUCGCCGUGGUCGCCAUGGUGUGCGUGGCGUGCAAGGUGUACAGCCGGCUCACGCUGGGCACGUGCACCUCCAACAAGGACAUGACCGGCCGCACGGUGCUCAUCACGGGAGCCAACGCCGGCAUCGGCAAGGAGACGGCCAAGGAAAUGGCGAGGCGCAACGCGCGGGUCAUCCUGGCCUGCCGCAACCCGGAAAAGGCCGCGGCAGCCGCCAAGGAGAUCCUGGAGGAGACCGGCCGUCAGGUGGUGGUGCGCAAGCUGGACCUGUGCUCCUUCAAGUCGAUACGCGAGUUCGCCGACGACAUCGCCAGCACCGAGGAGCGCCUCGACGUGCUCAUCAACAACGCCGGAAUCGUCCCAUUUCCGCACCGAGUGGAAACGGUUGACGGAUUCGAGCAGACGCUGCAGACCAACCAUUUGGGGCCUUUCCUGCUUACGAAUCUACUUCUAGGCAAGCUGAAGGCUAGCGCGCCGAGCCGCGUCAUCACGCUGUCGUCCCUGUUGCACCACUUCGGCCGCAUCGCACCGGGACGCCUCGACUACGCCGAGUACCGGAUGCCCAUGCAAGUGUACAGCGACACCAAGCUGGCCAACGUGCUCUUCACGAAGGAGUUGGCGCGGAGGCUUCUGGGAACGGGUGUGACGGCCAACGUUCUCCAUCCUGGCGCGGUGCAGACGGACAUCAACAGCACCUACGUCGGCUUUAUGAACAUCGUGAUGAACGCUCUGUUCUACUUCUUUGGCAAGACACCGAAGGAAGGGGCGCAGACGUCCGUGUAUCUCGCCGUAUCUGACGAAGUCGCCAAGGUGACCGGCCAGUACUUCAUGGACUGCCGACUGUCCCUGCCCAGCAGGAGCGCCGAAGAUCCGGCACUCGCCAGGAGACUCUGGGAAGUCAGCGAAAAGCUGACCGGCCUCAGCAUAUGAAGCUUGGGAGGCCAGAGUGAUGACGGUGGGGUUUGUGGGUACAUGCCUUCGAGACCUGAUGCUUUUACAGGCAGGAAAGCCACCCCGUACAUAUACAUAAACUUUAUUUGACGAGAAGAGAGCUUAAGGAGGGCAUGUAAGCCAGCCCGUAAACUUCGAACUGGACGUUAUCAUAGGCGUAAAGCAUUAGGAGGGGCCGGAACAAUGCACAUCGCUUGCAUAUAGUCUUGGAAAGUACGAAGUGCUUGGAAUCCGAGAGCAAUCUUACACUACAUAACUUUGCUGUAAAGAAAAAAACAACGCCUUCAACAUUGAAGAGAUUUCACACGAGACGAUAGCGACAGAGAGAGACUUAACCCGUAAGCUUAGUAACAGAAAACGUGUCUGCUGCAGUGGAUGCGUCGUUCUUUUUUUUUUUUUUCAAAGGAGACCCUGCGAACGUGAAUGUUUAACUUGUAGCCUUAAUGUGCAAGUCAGUAUCUUAACUGGCGUCAUACUUUAACGCCUAACGCGAAACGAAGGAUGUGUAUGCGUGUUUGUCCUUCCUCUCUUUGCACUCCUUCGCUCCUCGUUUCGCGGAUACAAUACGACACGAAUCGAAACAACCAACUCCUGUGAACGUUCACACUACUCUGAGGCAAUGCUAUUCGUAACAUUUUAGAGCAAAUGAGCAAAUAGCAUUUGUAGAACUAGUCACGGCAGCAAUCAUGUCGCAUCAUUUACCACUAGGCAG
Messenger RNA from Dermacentor albipictus, 3458 nucleotides. Its product is annotated as retinol dehydrogenase 11-like. Lineage: Eukaryota; Metazoa; Arthropoda; Arachnida; Ixodida; Ixodidae. The record is from RefSeq and is a predicted model, not a curated record.